AAGCCGCAUUGACAUCCCUUCCACACCCAGAUACAGAUACAGUAGAUAUCACACUAAGACUCUACGUUCCCAGCCUAACAAGCAAGGAGAAGCAUCAUUGGUUUGGCAUCACACAAACAGGCUAGGCACUUUUAUACAACAAACAGGUUAUUGUCAGACACUUGACUGAUGAAGUUUAACCUGACGAGAGUGAGGAUGAAUUACCUGCGGUGGCAGGUGCGGUGAAGACCGGAGUUCGAGCCUCAUCCCGAUGAUGAUAAAGAUGCUUUUUGGCCCAGUGGGAGGGAGAUUUUUUUGGAGAGAAUGGAUCCUUUCCUUCUGACUGAUCCAUAUGUGGUGUCGGGUUGGGUGAUGAAGAGGGUGGGGUCUGUUGACUCGGUGACAGUAACUCGAAGUGGACUCGUGAUGAUUCUUAGUUUCUUCCCUCCAGAGGGAGCAGGCGCUCCGCAUCACGUGCCCCAAAAAAACGGACUUGCUUUGCUCUCCGGAGCAGGGCUCAGUUGAAAGGAGUGAUAACUGGGGUGGCGUUAAGGAGGAUCAACUAAUAAUGGAGGAUUCCCGGUGUCUGUGACACCCGCCUUUUCGUGUGAAGCAGACCUGGAGAGGGUAGUAAAACAGAGAAGACACUGUCUGUCCUGUGUUUUGAUGCCGAAUCAAGCUGACAAGAUAUGGAAUAUUCAAACACUUUCAUCAACAUUUUCCUAUAAUUGUCAUUUACCAUUGGCAACAAUGAGUGGAGCACGUGACUCAUGUGUUACUUUGUAGCACAGUGAGAAUAGUUUCAAAUUGGAAACAUCUCGGGAAGGUGUGACUUGUGCGCUACUACUACCGUGUACAGAAUGGGUCAAACGCGUUCUGGUCUCUCGUACUGGAAACCAACUGAGACAGCCAAACGACUACCUAUCUGCAGAUAUACCAGCGUGGAACGAAGGGGUGACCGGUUUUACAGGAAUCUGAUGAAAACGAAGCAGUUGCCUUCGCCAGGCACAGGUCAACCGGAGGUAGGGCUUGUAAUAGGAUCUGGAGAUUCGGAAACCCUUCGUGGUCACGGGCGAGGAAAGUUGAUUAGAGGCCAGACCGAGUCGGAGGUAGUGGACUACACCACCCCGGUCGCCGACUACCCAUCUCGAAUUCAUUAUGAAAAUAUUCAGGCUUUCGACAGUGACGCUGUGAGCAAGGGAGCGGCCGACUCUUCCUUCGAUGCGAAAGGCUUGGAUACACUGGCCAGAGGAUUCGAAAGAACCCGCUGCGUGGUUACGCAGCGCAGCAGCCCAGAAACAACUGGGGAGGAUCAUGUCUGGAAUGCCCCGGCUUGGGCCAUGGAAAACAAGCCAUUCGGAUUUGAUAAACAGGAUGGGGUUGCCUCGGAGGUCAGGGCGAUAUCGGGGGCUGUACCACCGGAUGGUUCAGUCCAUUGGCGCAUAUCUGGAGAGGAGAAUUUAAAACUGACCCUGGCAUCACUGAGCUUGCGUUUAGACGAGCCUCUGACAAGUGGCGUGUCAGAACCGAUCGGGUAUGAUAUACCACACACAGACUUAGAAAUUACCAAAUCGAACUUUCUCGCUGCUUCUUGUGAGCCCGAAGCUGUCAGGAAAAAUGAACAAAGCGGUUGUCCGGUUGAGUCGGGGAACCAGGAGGACCCCUCGAUUAACUCUCCAAAACAGCCACACGGACAGGUCCAAAGUCCACUAGGUAGCCAACGUUUCCCUGGUACUAUCCCAAAGCUUAUUAUAACCAGAGAUCCAAGCCCCAGUCGGACUCAGGAAACACUAGACCCAAGGACCAUGGAACUCGGAGUCGGUGGAUCAUCCCUGGAUCCAAACGCCGAUGAUGAGUCCCCCUGCUCGGACAGUGGCUGUGGAGGCUCCCCGGCGCUGAUGCGCGUUCGCCGAAAGCUCUCCAACUCGUCCUCCGCCGGCUGCGUAUCCUCCGCCUCGUCGUUUGAGGAGUCCGAGGAUGACUUCACCGGCAGCGACAUCGAGUCCAGCCUGUCCCCAGUCAUUUGCAACAUGCUGGGCAGUCCAGAAGAAGGAAUGGGGACCAAGCAAUGGCAGAAGCUGAAAACUAUGGUGCAUUGGUCUCCCUUCGUGUCCUUGAACAAGCGUUAUCCCUGGGUGCAGCUCGCCGGGCAUGCAGGUAACUUCCAGGCGGGGGAGUAUGGGCGUUUGUUGAAGCGCUACUGUGAGUGUGAGCAGCUGUGCUUGUCAAAGCUGAUGGGGGACAUUCUGCGGCCCUAUGUCCCUGGCUACUAUGGCGUGGUGCAGAGGGAUGAACAGGACUACAACCUAAUGGACGACCUCCUGGCUGACUUUGACUCUCCCUCCAUCAUGGAUUGCAAGAUGGGCAGCAGGACUUAUCUGGCGGAGGAGCUACUGAAGGCCAGGGAGCGUCCACGGCUCCGCAGGGACAUGUAUGAGAAGAUGGUGGCCGUGGACCCUGGGGCCCCUACGGAUCAAGAGAGGGCGCAACAAGGCAUCCUGAAGCCCAGAUACAUGCAGUGGAGAGAGACCCUCAGCUCCACUUCCACCCUGGGCUUCCGCAUCGAGGGCAUCAAGAGAGCGGAUGGGACGUGCAACACCAACUUUAAGAAGACCAAACACCGGGAGCAGGUCAUGCAGGCCCUGGGAGAUUUUGUUGAUGGGAACAUUCAGAUCCUGAAAGUCUACCUGCAACGUCUGGAGGAGCUGCGAUCUGUGCUGGAGAAGUCACAGUUCUUCAGAACACAUGAGGUGGUGGGCAGCUCCCUGCUGUUUGUGCACGAUGCAUCAGGCCAGGCCCGUGUGUGGAUGAUAGACUUUGGGAAAACAGUGCCCCUGCCUGCCCCCCUCACCUUGGACCACCGGACCCCCUGGAUCGAGGGCAACUGCGAGGAUGGCUACCUGUGGGGUCUGGACAACCUCAUAGACAUUCUCUGUACCAUGCUCCCUCCCAGCCGCUGAGAAAGAGUGGGCCGUGUGAGAGAGCACAAAGGGAUGGCCUGGAAGAGAGAGAGGUGGAGGAGGAGGAUGGAGAGAACACUCUCAUCCUAGUCACAGAUGGGGAAUGAAAGUGGGGAAGAACAAAUGGAACGGGUCAUUACCCAAACUAGAUGUGAGACUGGUGAGAUGGAGGGGAAAGGAAAGAAGGAUGACAUUGAAAGAGGCAAACGGAGGAGCGCGCAGAACAUGGUGGACGCUCUUUAGCCAGUGAGGAAACCUGUCCACACAACUAGUUCUGUCAUCCCUCAUCAACCUCUCUCAAUAUUAUAAGAGCUAUGACGUCAACUAUCACAGCAGCACGCACACGUGGACACGGACACACUACUGUUCCUUCAUAUUAUCACGAGUAUGAUGAUAAUGUACUGAACCUUUCCAAUGGGAUAUAUCCUCCUCAAGUGACCAAUGGAGAACAUUUUUAUUUUCAGUAUGGACCACUUGACUUUAUGCUUUUUUAAAAACUAUUUUAUAUAUUUGUCGACACUAGAAACACUGGAAAAAAAGCGGUAUAUGUAAACUUUAUCUGGUACUUCGCCUUUUAAUGUAAAUACAGUUUUAUUUCAUCUGUUUCCCUUCACGAGUAGCCUCUUUACACUUUGUACUUUUUCUGUGCCUAGAUUUUGGGAUUGGAGGCAGAUUAUUUUUUUAUAUAUCAUUCCAAAGUUUGCUGGAGAGUUGACCCAAAGUCUGUAACAAUUAGUUUUUUGUAAGUUGGAUUGAGACCUGGUGAAAACUGGAGGCUGUUGAUUGGCUCUGUCUGACCCCGUGUGGUGUCUGAUUUGGCAGAGUUGACCCAGCAGAUAAACUAACAGUGGUUCCCAACCAGGGUUACUAGGACCCCUGGUGGUACUUGGUCGAUCCACAGGGGGGUACUUGAAAAUUUUUAAUGAGACCAUAGGCUUACUGGUAAAAAGUAGAUGAGUGGGUACUCUGGGCAGAGCAAAAUUCAGCUGUUGCUUUAGUAACCGCAAAUGAUUGGGAACCACUGGACUAAUGGAUGUUAUUAAUGUUUUUUUUCUUUAUUUUCUCUCCUAGUGGGCACAUGACUUGGUGGUCAUGGCUAACUAGACUGUAUUGCACAAAUGGGUUCCUCACAAAAGCCAUUGAACAAAGCUAGCCCUGCCUCUGUGUCUCUGAAUAUGGAUUCACUCUGGUGUCCAAGGUUAUUAUAAGCAAACCAUUUUCUGGUGAAUGGAAGUUGAUUAAUCUGCAUAGUUGUGACCAUUUAUUCCUUCAGUUGGGUUCAUACAUUUUUCUGGAAUGGGCAACGAUUGGCCUGACAACUGGAAUGACUAUUUGAACAAGUCACCUAAAACUGGAAUGAAUGACCUACUGUUUGUUAUGACACAUUCAUCCACACGUCAGACUUGUCACUGGAUUUGUAGAUCUGUCAGCCAACAUUCCCAUCCAAGUCUUCCUACAUAGACAACACUGUUUGUGUAUUUAUGGUGUGUGUGUGUAGAUUUAUAUGUCUAGAAAAUGGAGGCGCUCUGUAUGUGACUGUCAGCAUUGACAUCAUGGAAUUAUGUUUCUUCUGUUGACAUCUCACACCAUAAAAACACAUUCUGGAACAAUAUAUUGUUUACAAAGUAUUAUAUCUUACGUACCAUGUAUCCUCUUCUUCAUCUUAACCUGAUAGUUACUGGCUUUCUGACUGUUUGGGUUGUUUGUGUGUGGCUGAGCGCUGGACUGUAAAUAGGGUUGAGAAAGCCUAAGAUGUUAUAUAGUUUGGAUAAGCCUUUCCUCUGUGCUGUACUUCAGGAGACAGUGCAUUGCAAGAUGCUGGGGAGCACAAAUACGUAUGUUCAGAGGAUUGAGACUGGUCCCUGCUCUCUGUCUAGAAUACCAUUGAUUGCAAUAAACUGGAACUAAGAGCUCAAGUCUUUCUAA
Oncorhynchus masou masou (cherry salmon) is the source of this 4865-nucleotide messenger RNA. RefSeq names its product inositol-trisphosphate 3-kinase C-like. Lineage: Eukaryota; Metazoa; Chordata; Actinopteri; Salmoniformes; Salmonidae. Gene Ontology annotation, biological process: inositol phosphate biosynthetic process. Gene Ontology annotation, cellular component: cytoplasm; nucleus. The transcript is spliced from 9 exons. Bases 840 to 2939 code for a protein of 699 amino acids. The record is from RefSeq and is a predicted model, not a curated record. Gene Ontology annotation, molecular function: inositol-1,4,5-trisphosphate 3-kinase activity; inositol tetrakisphosphate kinase activity.